AUGGUUAGCUGGUUGCUAUUUGUUGUAAUAUUGAAUGUUAUACAAUCCAGUUUAUCAAUCAGCUCUUUAUCAUAUCAUCCGGAUUACAGUAAAUUGUCCACUCCUAAUUUUAUAAUCAUAAUUGGUGCAUUAAUAAAUUUAACGAUUACACUACUCGUAAUUAUAAUUCUGUUUAUAACGAGGCCAAAAGCAAUAAUGGAAGAGGAAGAUGAACAAAUUUUACAAAUUUCAUUAAAGAAAAAACAAUUGGAUAAAUUAUCACUUGUGGAAAAAACUCAAGAAUCAGAAAAUGUUUGGGAAUUCUUUUCAAUUCAAAUGAGUGCUACUUCAACAGAUUCUAAAACUGCCGAAGAACCAACUUCUACAUAUAUUAUUGAUAACGAUGAUUAUUUCAAAGCUAUGCCAGAAUUACCAUCAUAUAUGACACAUAUCGAAGGAGGACAACCGAUUGUGUUUCAUUUUGUGGAAAACAAACCGGAAAAAGCUAUUUUACCGGUUUAUAUUAUGAAGGAUGAAUUAAUGCCACCAACAACAUAUUUAAAAUCCUCUAGAUCAGAAGUGGAGAAAUCAGGAGGACCGUUAACAAAAAUUAAUGAGAUAAGGACUGCCCGAAGUUUAUCUGCUGAAAAAGGUUCAGUGAUGACAGCACCAUCCAUCACCAAAGAUAUUGAUAUCGGAAAGUAUACGGCACAGACGAAAUCAUUAACUGUUAAUGCAAGAGAGGAAUCUGAAACAGCAGCAGCUAGCUUAACCAAAUCUAUCGAUAAAGAAAAUAAAGCAACUGGAAACUCACCAUCGUCACCAAAAUCAUCAUCAUCAACAUCAUCACCAACGACAAGUACUGAAUGA
Cercopithifilaria johnstoni is the source of this 849-nucleotide messenger RNA. Lineage: Eukaryota; Metazoa; Nematoda; Chromadorea; Rhabditida; Onchocercidae. The record is from the annotation of a GenBank genome assembly.